Molecule: messenger RNA, 3334 nt
Organism: Plodia interpunctella (Indianmeal moth)
Lineage: Eukaryota; Metazoa; Arthropoda; Insecta; Lepidoptera; Pyralidae
Gene: Prp39
Product: pre-mRNA processing factor 39
Exons: 20
Coding region: 159-3059 (966 amino acids)
Biological process (GO): RNA processing; mRNA 5'-splice site recognition
Cellular component (GO): U2-type prespliceosome; U1 snRNP; commitment complex
Molecular function (GO): pre-mRNA 5'-splice site binding; protein binding
Source: RefSeq, a predicted model, not a curated record
AUUGUGAGUUGUACAAAGUUAUUACCUCUACGGUUUUUUGUGACGCUUGAUUACAUAUUAAAAUUACUAAUUCUUGCAUUGUUUGAUUUGAUCAAUAAUUGAAUAAUAAGUAAUAUUCUACAUUUAAGUGCAUUUCAUUGUUUCUUUGCAUAGUAGAGAUGGAAGACGAAUCUAGUUCUGAUUUGCAAAAAUGCAUGUCGGAAGGCCCUAUGGAUACCGAUGAAGGGCCCCUGAUAAACGAGAAUUCGAAUGGCCUGUCCCAUUUAUUGACGGAGGGUGAGUUUGACAGUGUGGAUGCCGUGGCGGUCGACGAGUCCUCGGCAUCGAACCAAGCUUUCCUCAAUGCAGUCGAGUUGUCCACGGACAGCGUGGGUGACUACUUGGAGAACAAUACAGAAAGCUUCAAUGCUAAUUCUUUUGAUGUCGGCGACAACGCAGUAACUUUUCCUAGCGAGUCACUGGAUGGUGACACAUUGCUCAGUGACAAUGUAUACAAAGUUGACUCUGAAAAUAAUGGUGAUAUUACAGAGAGCCAUAAUUUGAAUAUGGACAUGGAUACGACAGAAAAUGAAGUAGAGGUAAAGAAAACAGAAGAAAGCCUAGAUGCACAAGAAUUGCUUAAGGAUUCAGAUGAAACAAAUACGGAAAAAUAUGUUGAGAACCAGGAAUUGAUUAAGGAAACAGAAGCCAAAAAUAAUGAAAAUGAAGUGGCUACAGAAACAGAGGUAACUGUAGUACAAGACCGAAUAGGGGAUGGACAUGUAAUGCCAGACAAUACAAAAACUGAAAAACAAGAUGUGCAGCCAACAGCAACUGAGGUUUUGGAUGCAGUAAAAAAAAUUAAGGAAGCAGUAGAAGAAGAUGAAGCUGCGGUGGGCGGUGCGGAGGAGACGGAAGUGGUGUCGGAGGACGAGCUGCCCGCGGUGCAGAAGCCGAGUGUGCAGGACGCGGAGAACGUGUCCGACGACGAGCUGCCGGGGCCCAGGCCGGCCGACCUGCCCGCCGACACUGAGGUGGUGUCCGAAGAUGAACUGCCGUCAUCGAAGAAGGAAUCUAAAGAGUCGCGCAAACGCAAGCCUAACGAAGAAGGAGACGGCUACGAUCCCGGCUCUCCCACCUCCGAGACCGAGACUGCUAAUAAGAAACAGGCUGUGGCUAAGAAUGGUGAAAGUAAACCAGUCCCAGCUGAAAAGAGGUCUUCAAUAGACGAGAAACCGAAGAAGAAAACUCUUCCGGAGCUGGACAAAUAUUGGAAGGUGGUCAACGACGACCCCACUGAUUUCACCGGGUGGACCUAUCUCCUCCAAUACGUCGAUCAAGAGAGCGACGUGGAGGCGGCGCGCGAGGCGUACGACGCCUUCUUGUCGCACUAUCCGUACUGCUACGGCUACUGGCGCAAGUACGCCGAUUACGAAAAACGCAAAGGCAGUAAAAAGAAGUGCCUCGAGGUGUUGGAAAGAGGUCUCAAAGCUAUACCGUUGUCGGUUGAUCUGUGGAUUCAUUAUCUAAAUCAUGUAAAGGCAACCAGAACUGAGGACCAUACGUUUAUUCGAUCGCAAUACGAGCGAGCCAUUGAGGCGUGUGGUUUGGAGUUCCGUUCGGACCGGCUGUGGGAGUCUUACAUAAAGUGGGAGGCGGAGAACGGCUCCGCGUUGAACGUGACUAACAUCUAUGACCGUUUAUUGGCCACGCCCACUCUGGGAUACACUUCGCACUUUGACAAUUUCCAAGAGCACGUGAUGUCGGAGCCGGUGGCGGGCGCGGUGUCGCGCGCGGAGCUGGUGCGGCUGCGGGGUGAGGUGCGGGACGCGGGGGGCGCACUGCCGCAGCUUGACUUGCCGCCCGGCGAGGACGAGCCCAGCGACCAUGUGGCUUCUGAGGAAGAAGCUCAGGCGAUCAAGGAGCGCAUCAUCGCUGCACGAAGGAAAGUGCACAAGGCAACCGGCGAACAAGUCGCAGCUAGAUGGACUUUCGAAGAAGGUAUCAAGCGCCCAUACUUCCACGUGAAGCCGCUGGAGCGCUGUCAACUGAAGAACUGGAAGUCGUACCUCGAGUGGGAGAAACAGCACGGCUCACUGAAGCGGGCUUUGGUGCUACACGAACGGUGCCUCAUCGCCUGCGCGCUUUAUGAGGAGUUCUGGAUGAGGUUGAUAAAAUUCCUGGAAGAGCGCACGGAAUCGAACCCGGAGCUGAUCCCGGUGGAGCGCGAGGUGCUGGAGCGCGCAUGCACCGUGCACCACCUCGACAAGCCGGAGCUGCACCUCCACUGGGCGCACUUCGAGGAGGCCCAGGGCAACCCAGCCAAGGCUGCGGAGAUACUGGACCGCAUCGAGAAGAUAUGCCCUAACCUCGUGCAGAUACAGUAUAGACGCGUGAACCUGGAGCGUCGUCGCGGCGACUACGACAAAUGCUCCCAACUGUACGAGAGCUACAUAGCGGCGGCCAAGAACAAAGCGGUGGCGUCCGCGCUCGCGAUCAAAUACGCGCGGUUCCUGUUCCACGUCCGCAAGGACCCGGCCGCCGCUCGACUCGCUUUGGACGAAGCCAUCACUAAGGAGCCCCUCAAUCAACGGCUGCAUUUGCAAAGACUCGACUUGGCUAUGCACACGCCUGAUACGCCUUAUGAAGUUUUGGAAGAGCUGGUGCAGUCGUACGGACAGCAGCCGGGCGCGGAGACGGAGACGGCGGCCGGCAUGGCGUGGCGACGCCGCGAGCUGGCGGAGGAGCUCGGGGACGCGCGCGCGGCGCGCGCGGCGCAGCUGCACGCGCGCGCGCUCGCCAAGCAUCUGCGCAAGCGCGCGCGCAAGGACAAGCACGACGUGCCGCCGCCGCCCGCACCGACAGCGGAGCCCGCGAAAAAGAAAGAGCUAGCCACGACGACGGCGGUAACCACAACCAGCAACAGCAACUACUACCAGUCGCCGGCGCCGGCGCAGUCGUACGAGCAGUCGUACGCGCAGCCGUACCAGCCGCCGUGGGGCUACCAGCAGCCGCCCGGGCCCUACCAGCACCAUCCCCACCCCGGCGCCUGGCCGCAGUACCCGCCUAAUUAUUACUAGCGACACGCCCCGAAAAAAAAUUUAAUAUUCUCAUCUCUUAGAAUUUAAAACUUGACUCUCGUCAAAAUCACAUUCACUGGAAAUCUACUAGAUACGUUUGAAAUAGAACGUUUUGCAAACUUUCCAGUCUUAGCAUCGAGUACACCGAUUUUAAAAAACAGCUUUGAUUUAUUUCCAAUUUGUGAAAAUAAAAUAACUAUGUUGAUCCGUGGAGUUUAUUAAAAUUUAAUAAUAUAUCUGUGAAAUACUUUGGGAAAUAAAUAUAAUGUAGUAUA